This is a messenger RNA of Cercospora beticola, 1906 nucleotides long. RefSeq names its product dihydrolipoyl dehydrogenase (gene LPD1). Gene Ontology annotation, molecular function: dihydrolipoyl dehydrogenase (NADH) activity; flavin adenine dinucleotide binding. NCBI's taxonomy places the organism in Eukaryota, Fungi, Ascomycota, Dothideomycetes, Mycosphaerellales, Mycosphaerellaceae. Gene Ontology annotation, cellular component: oxoglutarate dehydrogenase complex; mitochondrion. The record is from RefSeq and is a predicted model, not a curated record.
CAACAUCACCACCACACCACCUCACACCACCCCUCCGCCGCCUCUCUCCGCCGCCGUCUUCUGUUGUCUCCGGCGCAAUCAUGUUCAAGGCCGUGCUGCCCCGUGCGCCCAUGCGCGCUGCCCUCCGAACUGCCACCCAAAGCUCAGCCCUACGAGUAUCGCCGCAAAGCACAUCCUUGCUGCAGUCACAAUUAUUACAACGGAGAGGAUAUGCCACACCUGCUGAGGAGAAGGACCUCGUCAUCAUCGGUGGUGGCGUUGCGGGAUAUGUUGCCGCCAUCAAGGCCGGCCAAGAAGGUCUGAAGGUUGCAUGCAUAGAAAAGCGCGGAGCUCUCGGCGGGACAUGUCUCAACGUGGGCUGCAUUCCCUCAAAAUCUCUCCUCAACAACUCGCAUCUCUACCACCAGAUCCUCCACGACACGAAGAACCGCGGUAUCGAGGUCGGCGAUGUCAAGCUCAACUUGGCGCAGAUGAUGAAGGCGAAGGAGACUUCCGUGUCCGGCUUGACAAAGGGUAUCGAAUACCUGUUCAAGAAGAAUGGAGUGGAGUACAUCAAGGGAACUGGCGCCUUCGCGGACGAGCACACUGUGGCUGUCAACCUGGUCGACGGUGGCGAGACAAGCGUGCGGGCGAAGAACAUCAUCAUUGCGACUGGAUCUGAGAGCACACCUUUCCCUGGCUUGACCAUUGAUGAGAAGCGCGUCAUUACAUCGACAGGCGCUAUUGCGCUGCAGGAGGUGCCAAAGAAGAUGGUCGUGAUCGGUGGUGGUAUCAUUGGUCUGGAAAUGGCAUCUGUCUGGUCAAGAUUGGGCUCGGAGGUUACUGUGGUGGAAUUCUUGGGCCAGAUUGGUGGCCCAGGUAUGGACACCGAGAUCAGCAAGAACAUUCAGAAGACUCUCGCCAAGCAGGGCCUGAAGUUCAAGCUCAACACCAAGGUCGUUGAGGGAGACGACAGCUCGGACAUCAUCAAGAUCAAGACAGAGGCUGCCAAGGGUGGAAAGGAGGAGACACUUGACGCCGACGUGGUCCUCGUGGCCAUCGGCCGUCGCCCAUACACUUCUGGCCUGAACCUCGAAAGCAUUGGCCUCGAGACCGACAACCGUGGCCGCCUGGUCAUCGACAGCGAGUACCGCACCAAGAUCCCACAUAUCCGCGUCAUCGGCGACUGCACAUUCGGACCCAUGCUUGCCCACAAGGCUGAGGAGGAAGCCGUCGCAGCCAUCGAAUUCAUCACCAAAAACUACGGCCACGUCAACUACAACGCCAUCCCAUCUGUCAUGUACACUCACCCCGAAGUCGCCUGGGUCGGACAAAACGAAGCCGAGCUCAAAGAGGCCAAAGUCAACUACAAAGUCGGCACUUUCCCCUUCAGCGCCAACUCUCGCGCGAAGACAAACCUCGACACUGAUGGCCUCGUAAAAUUCUUGGCAGACGCCGAGACGGACCGCAUCUUGGGUAUUCACAUUGUCGGGCCGAAUGCGGGAGAGAUGAUCGCCGAGGGGACAUUGGCGUUGGAGUAUGGUGCCAGCUCAGAGGACGUUGCCCGAACAUGUCACGCUCACCCUACGCUUGCGGAGGCGUUCAAGGAGGCUGCGAUGGCGACACAUGGAAAGGCUGUGCACUACUAGACGAAAUUAUAUCGCUGUCCCCAGUCACAUGAGACGGUUGAUGGGUCCUCGUUUUGCAUUUGUGUCUGGUCUUUCCAGCAAGUAUUGGCUAUGGGAGAAGCGGCAAGGAGUUUCGAGAUGGAACCCUGAGGCCGGAGAGGAAAGCUGGCUUGAGGCCUCCAGCGUGAGAAGUUUUCUGCUUGUGUCUCUCUGUAUCUGUGUAAGUGUCUGAUAUAUGAAGCAUUGCGAAUGGGAUCAUGGUGUGAAGAACAAACAACAAUGGGUUUUCAUCACUUCUC